AAAAAAUUUCCUUAUCCAAAAGGCAAAGGAGGAGAGUGAGUGUGUGUGAGAGAGAGAGAGAGAGAGAGAGGGAAGGAGACACGAAGCUCUCUGAAAAAAAAACACACAAAAAUGGCGAUAACUCCUCUACGAAUCACGACCCCAUUCCCAUCACUACCCUUUCUCGCAACCGCAAAGCCACACGCUUCAAAGCUCUUCACGGUCCGCGCCACCGACGUCGAAUCAACGGAAGAGACUCCUCAACCCGACUCAGACACCGAAGACUUCGAGUCACGUCUCUCGAACAUCCGUCUCAGAUACCGAAGCGGAACGGGGAAGAAAGCAGAGGUUAGAAAGUCUAAGAAAGGCUCAGCAGGGCCACCGUCGAAAAGCUCGGGGCUUUACUUGCCGCCGGUGAGUUUAAAGGAGCCGGUUUCGGGCGGGUUGAAAGUGGAGUUGGGGUUUACUCCUUACACGGAGCGGCUCAACGGGAGGAUGGCGGGGUUGGGGCUCGCGGCUUUGCUUCUGGUGGAGCUGGCGACGGGGAAGAGCUUGUUGAGUUACCACACGCCUUCUGUGGUGUGGCUUCAGAUCUAUUUCAUGGCGGCUGUUUCGGCUAUGUUUGUUAAGAUUGAGAAGGAGAAGGUUAGUGUCUGGCCUAAGGAUUAAAAUGGUCUAUGUGAAAAAUGUUGCUUUGUGUGCUUUUGUAAUGUAUACUCUAUAGAAUUGAACAGUUUAAAGGAUCUCAAUCUGGAGUGAGUUUGUUGUUGUUCUAAGUAAAUUCAAAUGCAAGUUUUUUUUUAUUUUAAUUUUAUUGAUUA
Molecule: messenger RNA, 800 nt
Organism: Brassica rapa (field mustard)
Lineage: Eukaryota; Viridiplantae; Streptophyta; Magnoliopsida; Brassicales; Brassicaceae
Source: RefSeq, a predicted model, not a curated record